Fulvia fulva is the source of this 1896-nucleotide messenger RNA. RefSeq names its product Delta-1-pyrroline-5-carboxylate dehydrogenase, mitochondrial. Lineage: Eukaryota; Fungi; Ascomycota; Dothideomycetes; Mycosphaerellales; Mycosphaerellaceae. The transcript is spliced from 2 exons. The record is from RefSeq and is a predicted model, not a curated record. Bases 1 to 1896 code for a protein of 631 amino acids. Gene Ontology annotation, molecular function: L-glutamate gamma-semialdehyde dehydrogenase (NAD+) activity. Gene Ontology annotation, cellular component: mitochondrial matrix.
AUGCCGUAUACUGCUAGCUCCAUGCCAGGGUCGCGUCUCUUAUCGAAGGCCGCUGGUAGCCGAGCAAGGAGCGAGCUCGAAUGGUUUGUUUUAAGGUCAAUGUCCUUGCUGCGAAAGGUCAUCUUGCGACACCAAGUCACUUCAACAAUGGCGACUACUAAGACAAUGCAGACCUGCAAGCAUCAGCUUGCGAGCACCUUGAGAGUGUCGCCAGUCAAGAAUGCUAUCGGUCAGAAGAGUGGACUUGCGACUCUUGCGAGCUUCAAGAUUCCAACAGUCAACAAUGAGCCAAACAAACACUACGAGAAAGGCUCUGUCGACCGCCAGAAGCUCGCCGAUGCCAUGAAGAGCCUCAAGUCGAAAGCACCUCUGGAUGUACCGAUCGUUGUUGGUGGGAAAGAGAUCAAGACCUCGAGUAUCUCGGGGCAACCAAUGCCACAUGCACACAAGCAAUCGAUUGCCUCGUGGUCGGGAGCAUCGGCGCAAGAUGUGCAGAAGUCGAUCGAGUCGGCCUUAAAAGCAAAAAGCUCGUGGGAAGCAAUGCCAUUCCAGGACAGGGCUGCAAUCUUCUUGAAGGCUGCGGAUUUGAUCAGCACCAAAUACAGAUACGAUAUCAUGGCUGCGACUAUGCUUGGUCAGGGCAAGAACGCAUGGCAGGCAGAAAUCGACUCUGCUGCAGAGACAUGUGAUUUCCUGCGAUUCAACGUCAAGUACGCCGAGGAGGUGUACUCUCACCAGCCAGUGCACCAUGCUCCUGGUGUUUGGAAUCGUGUCGAAUACAGGCCGCUUGAGGGAUUCGUUUAUGCCAUUACUCCGUUCAACUUCACAGCCAUCGCGGCCAACCUUCCAGCGGCACCAGCCUUGAUGGGCAACGUUGUGGUCUGGAAACCUUCGCCUGCUGCCAUUGCUUCCAACUGGCUAGUCUACCAGAUCCUCCUUGAGGCUGGCCUUCCGCCGAAUGUCAUUCAAUUCGUACCAGGUGACGCUGUUGAAGUCACCAAAGCAGUCUUGAACCACAAAGAGUUUGCAUCUCUUCACUACACUGGAUCGACUGGCGUGUUCCGUCAGCUCUACGGCCAAAUUGGUCAGGGCACUGCGGAGGGCAGAUAUACCGGAUACCCACGCAUUGUAGGAGAGACUGGCGGCAAGAAUUUCCACCUCAUUCACCCAACCGCAGACGUCAACAACGCCGUGAUCAACACUGUCCGUGGGGCGUUCGAGUACCAAGGUCAGAAAUGUUCCGCAACCUCACGCGCUUACUUCCCAAAGAGCAUGUGGGACGAGGCCAAGCCUCUGCUUGCUGAGGAGACCAAGAAGCUCAAGAUUGGCUCGCCAGAGCACUUGGAUAACUUCAUUGGUCCAGUCAUCCACCAGCAGUCGUUCGACAAGCUUUCCAGGGCCAUCGACGAGUCCAACAGCGACUCCGACCUCGAGCUCUUGGUUGGAGGCAAGUACGACGGCAGCGAAGGAUUCUUCAUCCACCCUUCCAUCUACGUAUCUAAAACUCCAACACACAAAAACUUCAAGACGGAGUUCUUCGGACCGAUUCUGACAGUCUACGUGUACGAUGACUCCAAGCCUGAUGCUUUCGCAGAGAUCUGCAAAACAAUCGACUCUUCCUCAGAUUACGCGCUUACCGGCGCCGUCUUCUCCAAGGACAGAGAGGCAUUGGUCUUCGCUGAGAACGCUCUUCGCAACGCUGCCGGCAACUUCUACCUCAACUGCAAGUCCACUGGUGCUGUCGUCGGCCAGCAGCCAUUUGGUGGUGCCCGUGCAUCUGGCACCAACGACAAGGCAGGCUCGGCAACUCUGCUCUCGAGAUUCGUAUCUAUGCGUGCUCUCAAGGAGGAGUUCAGGACUCUAGAUGAGGUCGAGUACCCUUCCAACAAGAUCUAA